AUGGCACAGCCCAAAGACUCACUGGACCAUGGCCACGCACCUGACUCGGUGACCGAAAAGGCACCUGCGGACGACACCAACAACAACCACAACAUCGACGACGGCAGCAGUAAUUACCAUAACAACAGCAGCAGCGCCCAUGCCAUUCCGCCGCCGUUAUUCGUUGUGCCUAGCAACGCGGACCAGGCACCGGGGAGAGACACAGCCUCAUCGGCCGGCGAUAUCGGGUGGAUUUUCUCCGUAUACACGUUCGUCGUGUUCUUUGGGGGCUUAUUUAUCGGGCCCUUAUUCGACAAGCAUGGCCCGAGAUGGCUGAUCCUGACCGGCACCGUGUUUGUUGGUGCCAGCCUGAUGCUUUUUAGCAUCUCCACAGAGCUGUGGCACUUCAUCCUGUCCUUCGGACUAUUCUGCGGCCUCGGCUGUUCCCUGCUCUUCACGCCCUCCCUCGCUGCUGUAGGGCACUUCUUUCAAGCACGCCGGGGGCUCGCCACUGGAAUCGCCUCCACGGGCGGCAGCAUCGGCGGCAUCGUGUUCCCGCUGAUGCUGCAGUCGCUGUUCCCGCGCCUGGGCUGGGGCUGGUCCGUCCGCACCCUGGGCUUCACCGUGCUGGCCAUCUGCGGGUGUGCCAACUUCCUCAUCCGCUCGCGCCUCCCGCCCGCCCUCGGCGCCAGCGCCCGCCCGGACUUCAACAUCUUUCGCAACAGCGCCUUCACGCUGACGACGAUCGGCAUGUUCCUCCUCGAGUUCGCCCUCUUCAUCCCUCUGACGUACAUCUCGUCCUACGCACGCUCAAAGGGCUUCUCCGAGGCCUUCUCAUUCCAGAUCCUGCCCAUCCUCAACGCCGCGUCCGCCUUUGGCCGCGCGCUGCCGGGCUACUGGGGAGAUAAGAUUGGGCCCUUCAACAUAAAUCUGAUCAUGAUUGUCAUGUCGAUUAUCUCGUGCCUCGCGAUCUGGCUGCCCGCUGGGUCUUACACUGCCGGCCUGAUACUGUUCGCGGUGACGUUUGGUUUCGCCAGCGGCAGCAAUAUCAGCAUCACACCGGUCUGCAUAGGCCUCCUGUGCAAGACGCAGAAUUACGGCCGAUACUAUGCGACCUGCUAUACUGUUGUCAGCUUUGCUUGCCUGGUGGGUGUGCCCAUCGGUGGCAACAUUUUGACCUCGAACGGAGGCGACUAUUGGGGGGUUAUCGUCUUCACCGGGCUCGUGUAUCUAGGUGCUCUCAUAUCUUUGUACUUUGCGAAAGUGUGCAAGGUCGGAUGGAAGCCUUGGGUUAUCUUCUGA
Molecule: messenger RNA, 1281 nt
Organism: Diaporthe citri
Lineage: Eukaryota; Fungi; Ascomycota; Sordariomycetes; Diaporthales; Diaporthaceae
Exons: 3
Coding region: 1-1281 (426 amino acids)
Biological process (GO): transmembrane transport
Cellular component (GO): fungal-type vacuole membrane
Molecular function (GO): transmembrane transporter activity
Source: RefSeq, a predicted model, not a curated record